AUGCGUGCGUACUACUUCGAUAAUGUUCCAGGCGACCAGCGGCUGCCGCACGAUUCCGGAAACCCUGUGUCAGAUGAGAUCCUGAAGUCUACCGGAGUACUACACUGGCAUAUCCCGACGAGCCAACAGGUUCAGAUUGAAGCUGUUGCGAAAGAAAGAUGCUACAAGAACAGAGACACUAUCACAAUCACCAAGCAGGGCCUUGGAGAUCUGUAUGAGUCAAAGUUAAAGAGCUUCUAUGAAGAACACAUGCAUGAAGACGAGGAGAUCAGAUAUAUUCUCGAGGGCAGUGGCUUUUUCGAUGUUCGAGAGCAUCCCUCAGAUUCAUGGAUUCGUUGCCAGGUGGACGCGGGUGAUCUUUUAGUUCUCCCCGCUGGCAUCUAUCAUCGGUUCACUCUUGACGAGAAAAACAUGAUCAAAGCUUUGCGUCUCUUCAAGGAUGAGCCCAAGUGGACUCCUUUAAACCGCGGUGACGCGACAGAUGAGAACCCUUACCGUGUCGAUUAUUUGAAGGGUAUAGCUGUCAACUGA
Suillus clintonianus is the source of this 531-nucleotide messenger RNA. Its product is annotated as 1,2-dihydroxy-3-keto-5-methylthiopentene dioxygenase. NCBI's taxonomy places the organism in Eukaryota, Fungi, Basidiomycota, Agaricomycetes, Boletales, Suillaceae. Bases 1 to 531 code for a protein of 176 amino acids. The record is from RefSeq and is a predicted model, not a curated record. Gene Ontology annotation, molecular function: acireductone dioxygenase [iron(II)-requiring] activity. The transcript has 4 exons.